Molecule: messenger RNA, 1498 nt
Organism: Periophthalmus magnuspinnatus
Lineage: Eukaryota; Metazoa; Chordata; Actinopteri; Gobiiformes; Gobiidae
Gene: rhoh
Product: ras homolog family member H
Exons: 2
Coding region: 390-977 (195 amino acids)
Biological process (GO): small GTPase-mediated signal transduction
Molecular function (GO): GTP binding; GTPase activity
Source: RefSeq, a predicted model, not a curated record
UUAUAGUCUUCAUCUGACAAUUGAAUUUACCUGCUUACGUUCCAUUACAGUUGAUAUUUGCGUUGACAAUCAAAUUUUUCGAUGACCUAAAGCUCAACUCCCAAGUUCAACAGAUGAAGUACAGCGCAAGACUUCAACACACAAAAUGGAUCUUCUUCUAAGACGAUCUGGUGUCUGAACAGAACUGGAAGAAUCUGGAAUCUUAAAUUUGACUGGAGACUCCAAACAGUUCUAAGGAGGACCAAGAUAAUUUGAGGCAUUUUCAAACACUGACUGUCACGUAUGUGUCAGCAAGUAAUGUGACUCGUGUAAAUGUAUUGUAUGGACUAAAAUACGGACCUUGGGGAGCUGCUUGUAGCUUAAACAAGUCCAGAUUAAUCCCCAGCGCAAUGAACGGCAUGGCUGAGAUGUCGGUGAAGUGUGUCUUGGUCGGGGACAACGCAGUGGGUAAAACGGCCUUGUUGGUUCGCUUCACUUCGGAGACUUUUCCUGACUGCUAUAAGCCCACUGUAUUUGAGAACACGGGCGUGGAGGUGUACAUGGAUGGGGUGCAGAUCAGCCUGGGGCUGUGGGACACAGGUGGGAGCGACAACUUCAGACAGAUCCGGCCCAGGUCCUACAAUCAGGCCGAUGUGGUUCUGAUCUGCUACUCUGUGGCCAAUCGAAACUCCCUGGCCAGUGUGGUGCACAAGUGGAUAGCAGAGGUCAGGCAGCACCUGCCCAAAGUGCCCGUGCUGGUGGUGGCCACUCAGACCGACCUGCGGGAGACGGGCGCGCACAGGGGGCACUGCAUUAUGCCAAUAGAGGGCAAACAGGUGGCACAUGACAUCCACGCCAAAGGGUAUCUGGAGUGCUCCUCUUUGAGUAACCGCGGUGUGCAGCAGGUCUUUGAGUGUGCUGUCCGAACAGCAGUGAACAAGGCCAAGAAGAGGGAGCACCGCCGUAUGUUUAAUGUUAACCCGUGCAAAAUGUUCUGACGUCUCCAUGCCAGAUCUUAAGACUUUGAUUUUAAUUUGAGUAGAUGUGCAUUUUUUAACAUGUAUGAUUUUUUAUUUAUGUGUUUGGACAAUCCUCUCUCUAUGCCAGCUCACAACGUUUACAAUUUUAACAGUUUUAUAACAUAGUAGGCCUGUACGUAAACCAACAUCAUUUUUACUAUGAUAUUUCAAACCUGUAUGUUUAGAUUUAUUCAAAGAAGUGGACUUCACAUUUCACGUCAUUGCAAAUCACUUACAAACAUUUUGUAGCUAAUAUUUUUACUUUAAACAUUAUGGGGAGCCCCGACUUAACAUGCACUAAAAUAAUAAUAAAUACAUAUCUGUAAAAUGUAAGAUACAAGGUGUGUUAAAGGUUUUUCAUAAUUCAUAAUUCAAAGUUAAGGUGCGGCUCACAACUGGCUUUUGUUCUUCGUGUUUGGAUCUGACCAUGUGAAUAUUGAGAUCAUUCAAACCAAUUUGAACCAAAAACUGAACACUGAAAUCUGUAACAUUACAGCUUG